Molecule: messenger RNA, 219 nt
Organism: Fusarium keratoplasticum
Lineage: Eukaryota; Fungi; Ascomycota; Sordariomycetes; Hypocreales; Nectriaceae
Exons: 2
Coding region: 1-219 (72 amino acids)
Source: RefSeq, a predicted model, not a curated record
AUGCCUGCCUCAUCCAAGAACACCAACGUCCAGGCCGUCAGCUUCCCCAUCGGCUGCAGCGUCAUGGCCAAGCCCGUUCCCAAGGAAGCCGUCGGUUUCCCCAUUGGCUGCAACGUUAUGGCCAAGCCUGGCCCCAAGGAAGCUGUUGGCUUCCCCAUUGGCUCUCUCAACACUCGACCACAACUCGAUACGCAAUACACACGAGCACCGGACGAAUAA